This is a messenger RNA of Trichoderma citrinoviride, 1083 nucleotides long. RefSeq names its product GroES-like protein. Bases 1 to 1083 code for a protein of 360 amino acids. The transcript is spliced from 2 exons. The record is from RefSeq and is a predicted model, not a curated record. Gene Ontology annotation, biological process: alcohol metabolic process. Gene Ontology annotation, molecular function: zinc ion binding; alcohol dehydrogenase (NADP+) activity. NCBI's taxonomy places the organism in Eukaryota, Fungi, Ascomycota, Sordariomycetes, Hypocreales, Hypocreaceae.
AUGGCUGUUCCCGACAAGUUCACCGGCUUCCAGUCCCCCAGCGCCGGCAACUGGCUCGAAUUUGAAAAGAACUCGUGGGAGCCCCGGCCUUUCGGCGACUAUGAUGUCGAUAUCAAGACGGAAUGCUGCGGCGUCUGCGCGAGUGAUCGCCACACCAUCAGCGGGGACUGGGGUGAAUGCCCGUACCCCUUGGCUGUCGGACACGAGGUCGUCGGCAAGGUCAUUCGCGUCGGCCCCAAGGUGACGCUGGCCAAGGUCGGCCAGAGGGUUGGCGUGGGCGCGCAGGUGUACUCGUGCCUCGAGUGCCGCCAGUGCAAGAACGAGAACGAGACGUACUGCAAGCAGCAGAUUGACGCCUAUGGCGCCCCGUACCUCGACACCGGCUACACGACCCAAGGAGGCUACUCAUCACACACUCGAAUCCACGAGUACUGGACAUACCCAAUCCCCGAUGCUCUGGAGAGCGCCGACGUCGCCCCCAUGCUGUGCGCUGGCAUCACCGUCUACAGCCCUCUGAAGCGCUUCGGCGCCGGCCCGGGCAAAAAGGUUGGCAUCGUCGGCAUCGGCGGCCUGGGCCACUACGGCAUCCUGUUCGGCAAGGCGCUCGGCGCCGAGGUCUGGGCCAUCUCUCGCUCCCGAGCCAAGGAGGCAGACGCCCGCAAGAUGGGCGCCGACGGCUUCCUGGCCACGUCGGAGAAGGACUGGACCAAGGGCCACGAGAUGACGUUUGACCUCAUCAUCAACACGGCCAACUCGUUUGACGGGUUUGCCUUGGCCGAAUACCUGAGCCUGCUCGACGUCCACGGCCGGUGGAACUCGGUCGGUCUUCCCGGAGGCGAGGGCAUCUCGAUCCGCAACCAGGACUUCCUCGGCAACGGCUGCUUCAUCGGCAGCUCACAUCUGGGCAGCCGCAAGGAGAUGCUGGAGAUGCUUGAUUUGGCCGCCAAGAAGGGUAUUCACUCGUGGGUGGAGAAGAUUCCGAUCUCGAAGGAGGGUCUGCAGCAGGCGAUGAACCGACUGGCGGACUCGAGCGUGCGAUAUCGAUCGUGCAUGGUCAACUAUGACGAGGCCUUUGGUGCUUGA